Molecule: messenger RNA, 399 nt
Organism: Paramecium octaurelia
Lineage: Eukaryota; Ciliophora; Oligohymenophorea; Peniculida; Parameciidae
Source: the annotation of a GenBank genome assembly
CUAUUCAUGAAUUAUUUUUACUUAAUAACAAAUAUUGAAUUAAUAUGAUCUUAUAGGAUUGAGUUACGAAAAAAUUUGUUUGAUUAAAGGAAAAUUUUUGUUAUUCAAAGACAACCUCAAAGGAUGAGAUACAAUCUCUGCUUUAAAUUGCUGACGUAGACCUAUAUAAGUCUUCAAAAAUUCAUCUAAAUCUUUCAUCCAAACAUAACUACCUUUUUACAAAAGAUACACCUGAAUAAGGCUAUUUUUCCGCCAAUUAUAGUAAGGAAAAGUGCCAGAUCACCAUAGAAUCCCCUAUUGAACCACUACUUUUUAAGAUUUAACAAUAUUUUCGAUGUACCAAAAAUAAAACCAAUAAAUUAAUUUUAUAUACACAAGAAAAAAGACUUGAAACAUUGA